Messenger RNA from Dibothriocephalus latus, 1050 nucleotides. Lineage: Eukaryota; Metazoa; Platyhelminthes; Cestoda; Diphyllobothriidea; Diphyllobothriidae. The record is from the annotation of a GenBank genome assembly.
AUGGCUGCGAAUACAACAGGUAAUGGUAGCGUACCCUGUAUGAUGCAAGAAGCCUGGCUUGGCGGUCCAACACACGAGGAUUUUUUACGUUACAAUCGACUUAUUCUCCUCUCUAUCCUGGGCUUACCUGUGUGUGUGGCUGGCAUAGUCACCAGCGGCCUAAGUAUCUGCCUGUUCUGUUGCGACAAGAAAGCGCCCCGAACAACUCGAAAGCUUCUCAUCGUCACCUCUCUAAUUGAUGUCCAGUUUUUACUCUUAUCUCUGUUCUAUCUCCAACCCUUAACUUUUUGUAAACGUACUAGUCCUCUGAGACUGCCGCUGCUAAACAACAUUCUGUUUGUGCUCGUCAAUAUUCUUGAAUGUUUCAGGAAUUGGUUGGUCGUACUCAUCGGCCUGGAACGCUUCCUAGUAGUCUGUUUUCCAGUUCACAGCAAAGUGUGGUGGAACGGGAAGAAAACUGACGGCCUCAUUGGUGGUUGUUUUGGAUUUUCAAUCGUGGUUAGACUUCCUCUCAUUUCUUACCUGGCAAUAGAGAAUGUGAAACCAGAGUGGUCAGGAGUGACGGAGUGGUUUUACCAGUUGCACUCCUUCACUGACAGCAUACUGGUCACUCUCAUCCCACUGAUAGUUCUCAUUGUCUGCAGUCUGCAAAUCGGACGUGGUCUCCGGCGGUCGGAUCGUUUUCGUCUUGGUCCGAGGGAAUAUCCAGAACGGCAGACAUUGUCAACUGUUAGCCAAAAACAGAACACCAGCUCCAAGUGCAGUAUUGCGCGGCGCGUUAAAUUAACCCGCGGUCUCCUAAUUGUCAUCUUCACCUUCACUUUCUUCAUGCUGCCCAUGGUGCCCGUGAGUAUUGUUCAGCUGCUUUCACAUCACUUCUUUACUUCGAAUUGUGCCUACUUGAUAACCGUUCACUUCUGCUCCUAUGUGGCGGCCCUCGGUUCUCAGAUGAACUCGACGGCAAACUUUUUUGUCUAUAUCGUCUACUGGGGCAAGUACCGGAAGAUGCUAAAACGGGUGCUGGGCUGUCAAUACGAAAAAGGAAUCUAG